UACAACAAAGGCACCAAGUACUACGACUACAGAGACGCCAACCACGACGACCACCCGCGCACCGUCACGUCUCCGCGAAAUCGACGGCAGCCUCAGCAGCUCGGCGUGGGUGUGUGCCCCGCUGGUGCUCGCCGCAUCCGCGCUGGCGUGCACCACUCUGGGCUGA
Molecule: messenger RNA, 166 nt
Organism: Trypanosoma cruzi
Lineage: Eukaryota; Euglenozoa; Kinetoplastea; Trypanosomatida; Trypanosomatidae
Product: mucin TcMUCII, putative
Exons: 1
Source: RefSeq, a predicted model, not a curated record